This is a messenger RNA of Magnolia sinica, 3108 nucleotides long. RefSeq names its product probable disease resistance protein At1g61300. Lineage: Eukaryota; Viridiplantae; Streptophyta; Magnoliopsida; Magnoliales; Magnoliaceae. The record is from RefSeq and is a predicted model, not a curated record. Bases 1 to 3108 code for a protein of 1035 amino acids. Gene Ontology annotation, molecular function: protein binding; ADP binding. The transcript has a single exon.
AUGGAUUUCUUGAGUCCGGUUGGUGAGCUAUUUCUCUUCAUCUGGGGUCCUGUUUCUCGACAAAUCAGUUAUCUCAAACGCCUUAAUCACAACAUGGAGAAAUUGACGAGCGAAACCCAAGAACUUAAGUGCAAGCGUGAUGAAAUUCAAGCCGAAUUCCAGGCUGCUAUAUCAGUUGGAAAAAAUCCCGUACGCCAGGUGGACAAUUGGCUCAUUGAAGUCAGCAAUAUCGAAACUCAAGUUGAUUCGAUGCUAUUGCAGUUUAGCCGAAGGAGAAGCAGCUGCUUGAAUUGCUGUUCCGCCGAUCACUUGUCUCGCUUCAAAUUGGGUAAAAAGGUCGUUAAAAGGCUCAAAGAUGUCCAAAACCUCAAAGGGAAAGGAGUCUUUGAUACCGUUGCUGUCAGCCCUCCGCGGCCUCGGGUUUUAGAGAUGCAAACAUCAUUACCACGUGGACAACAAAGCACGUCUGAGCAAACAUUGGAAGAGAUAUGGCAAUGCUUACAUGAUGAGGAAAGCAGGAUCAUAUGUGUGUUUGGGAUGGGUGGAAUCGGGAAAACCACUCUCAUGAAAUCCAUAAACAAUAGGCUCAUUGGGACCCAUGAUUUCGAUGUUGUGAUUUGGGUGACUGUGUCUAAAGACCUUAAUUUGGGAUUAAUCCAAGCGAAGAUUGGGAAUAAGUUGGGAAUGAUAUUCUGUGAGAAUGAGGAGAAGAGGGAUAGGUUAUUUACUCGUCUGAAGAAUGUGAGGUAUAUGCUCAUCUUAGAUGAUCUUUGGCAAUCAUUUAGCUUGGAUCAAGUCGGAAUUCCAAAGCCGGACGAAGAAAAUAGAUGCAAGAUUGCGAUAACCACUCGAUCAGUUGCAGUGAGUAAUGCAAUGGAGGCUGAUAGAAAAAUUAGAGUGAAGACUCUUACAAGUGAGGAAGCGUGGAAUUUGUUUUGUGAAAAAUCUGGGAAUGUGGUUCUAUCACCCGAGAUUCGACCAGUAGCAGAGAAGGUUGUGGAGGAGUGUGGCGGAUUACCACUUGCAAUCAAGACAGUGGGACGGGCUAUGCAUGGUAAGGAUAAGACAGAGGUGUGGCAGAAUGCAUUGAGGGGUUUGAAAGGAUCAGCGCCAGAGGUUCCAGGUAUGGAAAGAGAUGUGUUUCUUCCUUUGAAACUUAGUUAUGAUUGCCUAGAAGAUGAUAAGAUCAAACUGUGUUUCUUGUAUUGUUCGAUAUUUCCAGUAGAUUAUGAAAUAAAGAUAGAUGAAAUCGUAACAUACUGGGCCAUGGAAGAAGGAUUGCUGGAUAAUGUAAAUAACUUGGAGGAAGCAUCAAACAAGGGGCAUGAUAUCCUUGAAAGAAUCAAGGACGCGUGCCUCUUGGAGGAAGGGCAUCGAGGUGACAAAUAUGUUAGGAUGCAUGAUUUGCUCCGUGACUUAGCCAUUUGGAUCACAUCACCAUCGUCAUCAUCAUUAUCUUCAUCAUCAUCGAACCAAGGCUCAAAAUUCCUAGUAAAAGCUGGAGAGGGACUAGUUCAGCCACCAGAAGAAAAAAUGUGGGAAGGGAUCGAAAGGAUUUCAUUGAUGCGCAAUGAAAUAAAAGAAUUCCAGAUUAAGCCCAAUUGCCCUACCUUGAUCUCCUUAUUCCUCCAAGGCAAUGGACAAUUGCAUACCAUUCAUACUAGCUUCUUUGAACUCAUGCCAAAGCUUCAGGUUCUUGAUCUAAGUGAUACUCGCAUCGAAUCACUUCCGGCUUCGUUUUCAUUAUUGGGGAAUCUACGUGUGCUCAUUUUAAGAUCUUGCAUGCAUUUAGUCGAGGCACCACCACUGGAACUGCCAAAGCUUGAGGUUCUUGAUCUAAGUAACACUCACAUUGGUUCACUUCCAGUGUCAUUAUCAUUACUUGUGAAUUUAGGUGUACUCAUUUUAAGAUUCUGCAAAUAUUUACUAGAAGUGCCGCCACUGGAACAGCUAACGAAACUCCAACUUCUCGAUCUGUCGCAUUCCAACAUCAGAAGCUUGCCUCAAGGAAUUGCAAACUUGGUUAAACUAAAGCAAUUGAAUCUGUCACAUAUGAAUAUUCUUGCUGAAAUUCCCCACAAUAUCAUAUCCAAGCUAUCUUGUCUGGAAGAACUAAACAUGUUGGGGCUGAAACAUGCAAAUGGAGCUAUUCUGCGGAAGGUAGCAACCUUUACAAGCCUUACUUCCUUAAGUAUUGACGUACCUGAUUUUCAUGGCAUCCGGGCAAAUGAUGCACACCAUUCAAGGUGGCCGGUCUUAAGAGAAUUGAAUGUUCACGUUGGUUCGAAGAACUUUUGGUUUGCAGAUUAUGAUAAGCAGAUGAACAUCUGUGGUUGUGACUAUUUCCCCCAUGGGAUUGAGGAGUUGGUAAAACAAGCUGAGUUCCUACGUUUCGACGGAUGCACAGGUAUAACAUGUCUUUCUCGAUUAGUAGGUGGUUCGAAGAGCUUAAAAUGGCUUAAAGUCAUUUUAUUCAGUGGACUGGAAUGCAUUGUAGACUGGAGAGAUUUGAGAGAUGAUGCUUUGCAAUGUUUGGAGCAGUUGCUUCUCCAUACUUUACCAAACUUGGAGAAGGUAUUCAAUGGUGGAAUGCCACCACAACAUACACACCUUCAGCAACUAAGCCAAAUAGUGGUUGUAGGUUGCCCCAAGUUAAGGUGCCUCUUCUCCUCUUAUAUAAUAGAACAUCUGCAUCAGUUGGAGGAACUUCAAGUAAGAGAUUGUGAUGGAAUGGAGGAGAUUAUAGAAGGUGAUAUGCUGCCAGAGAAUUCGCUCCCGAGAUUACGCUUACUAUUGCUGGACAAUUUGCAGAAAUUAUCAAGCAUUUGUAUCCCACAUUCUUUCUUCACAUCUUUGAAAGUGAUCCGUGUAGUUUCAUGUCCUAAGCUAAAGAAGCUCCCACUCUUGUGCUCUAGCAUACAAGAAAUACAAGGACAAAUCAUAGGUGAAAGAGAUCAAUGGUGGGAUGGAUUGGAAUGGGAAGAUGAAAACUCCAAGUCCCUCUACACUAGAAUUUAUGUGGAGCCUCAGCCCGACCAACGUAAGAACUUCCUUUUCCCCCUCAUCAUGGAACAAGGGAACAUGGGAACACCAUCUUCAUCUACAUGA